Messenger RNA from Acanthosepion pharaonis, 801 nucleotides. Lineage: Eukaryota; Metazoa; Mollusca; Cephalopoda; Sepiida; Sepiidae. The record is from the annotation of a GenBank genome assembly.
AUGCAGAUUGCUUUCUAUCUAUCUAUCUAUCUAUCUAUCUAUCUAUCUAUCUAUCUAUCUGUUACUAUCGCAAUAUGUUUCUUUCUUUCUAUCUAUCGACCUAUCUACCCCAGUCUGUUCAUAUGUAAACUAUUCAUAUCUAUCUAUCUAUCUAUCUAUCUAUCUAUCUAUCUAUCUAUCUGUCUGUGUACAGGCUAUCUAUCUAUCUAUCUAUCUAUCUAUCUAUCUAUCUAUCUCAGUCUCUUCGUUAUCUAUCUAUCUAUCUAUCUAUCUAUCUAUCUAUCUAUCUAUCUAAUUCUGGUCUUUAUCUAUCUAUAUAUCUAUCUAAUUCUGUUCUUUAUCUAUCUAUCUAUAUCUAUCUAUAUAUAUAUAUUUUCACAAUCUAUCUAUCUAUCUAUCUAUCUAUCUAUCUAUCUAUCUAUCUAUCUAAUAAAUGGGAAAAUCCAUUUAAAAUCCAACAUGUUUUUCAUAUCUAUCUAUCUAUCUAUCUAUCUAUCUAUCUAUCUAUCUAUUAGACUGUUUCUGUUUAAAUAUUUCUCCUACUUUCUUUUGCUUAAUCUUUAUUCUACACAUUUUCUUUCUUUCUUUCCUUCUUUCUUUCUAACUUUUUUUACAUAUCUUUCUCUAUCUAUCCCUUUCUAUCUAUCUAUCUAUCUAUCUAUCUAUCUAUCUAUCUAUCUUUCUCUAUCUAUUCUGUUUAAAUAUUUCUCCUACUUUCUUUUGCAUGAUCUUUACACAUUUCUAUCUUUUCAUCUAUCUAUCUAUCUAUCUAUCUUUCUAUCUAUCUUUCUCUCAGGAUAA